GUGACAGUCCGCCCUCUCUCUUCAAACGCCAUGUUUACUGCGCGCGCGCGCACAUCAACAGCGGCAGCAAAACUAACGUACAGGUGAAACUGAGAAAUUCCAAUCAUGAGUGAAGAAAUGGAUGCAGUCAAGACAGAGGAUCUUCCUUUGGAUGAAAAUUCAAUGAAAAAAGGAAAGGAGGAUGACAAGAAGAAGAAAAAGAAGAGUCCAUCUGAUGAUACAGAGGAGGAUGAAUCAGAAGAACCGAAACAUAAAAGCAGGUCUAAACCCAAAUUGUUUGAACCUGAAAUUCUUGAAGGAAAACGGGAGAAAAAAAUCAUCCAGAGACUUGAUUUGAUGAGCAAACCGAAGGAAAAGCCAAAGAUUGAGAGCACAGGAACAGGUGCCAAACUGGGAGACAUUGUACGGAUUAAUCACUCCAUCGGAAAGCUUAAAGCGCCUCUCCUCAAACCUCUGCAUAAGAUUGUUUAUGAUCGCCCGGGAACUGCAUCAACACUGCGGAAAAAUCUCAGGCUGUUUAAUGGAUUUCCUUUUGGGGAAGAAAGUGACCUUUACAACAAAAAAAUGGAGAAGGUGAAAAGGCUUCACAAGGAACAACUCAGAACCAUUUGUCAGACUCUUGAUCUGGAGAGAUCUGGAACGCAAAUUGUUCUUUCAGAGAGGAUCAUGAAAUUUCUUGCACAUCCAACCAACUCAGGAAAGCCUAUUCUAAAGAAGAAAAAGAAGUCAACCAAAGAUGGCAAAAGAGAAAAGUCUUCAUCCAAAAGUAAGAAACAACAGAAAAAAGUAGAAAGUGGGAAGUCCAAACCUAUUGUCACUGAUUCCAGUAGUGAUGAUGAUGAUGAUGACGACGACGACAAUGCUGAAGAGCUCAAAGAGAAUAGUAAGGACACUGAGAAGUCUAUGACAGCAAAUAAAAAAAAUAAAGACAGUGGAGAUGAAUCAUCUGACAAAGAGGAAGAUAAUGAUGAUGAUAGUGAUGAUGCUCCUGAAGAGGACAGCGAGAAGGAAGAAAAAACCCCUCAGAAGAAGAAAUCUUCAACCACGAAGUCCACAAAGAAAUCUGAAAAGUCCGAACAGUCUGCAUCAGAUGAAAGUGACAGAGAUGUUCAUGAUGAAGACAAGAAUGCAAAAAAGACAAAAAAGCCUGCAGCAAAGAGGAAAGCUCCUGCUAAGCCUGUCCCUAAAACCAAGAAAGCUGACAGCAGCAGCAACCGAGGGAAAAAGAAAGCAAACAAGAUCAUGGAUGAAAGUGAAAGCUCUGAUGAUGAUGUGCCGUUGAUCAAGAUGAUUAAAAAACCACCAACUGAAGAAGAGUUGAAGGAGGCAAUCAAGGAUCUGUUGAAAGAUGCCAACUUGGAGGAAGUUACAAUGAAGCAGAUUACCCAACAAGUUUAUGAUAAGUAUCCUGACUUUGAUCUGACCAGCAGAAAGGAAUUCAUCAAGGAAACAGUUAAAGGUUUGGUAUCCUGAAGUGAAGAAAAUGCCUUAUUUAAAAGGACAAGGGUGAAGAUCGUGUAAAAACUCAAUUUUUUGUAUAGUUUUUAUUUUAUAUGAGGUUCUUAAAUUUCCAGCAAAAUCUGCUUUUUUUUUUUUUUUGCUUUUUUUUUUUGGAAAAAGUAUUUUCUAAAAUUUACAUUUUCACAUUUGACAGUAAAUGAUCUGGUUGGUUUUAGUUGUUGAAAUAUGCCACAUUUCGAAAGCGACCCUUUUUCCCUCUUAUUUUAAUGGCACAUACAUAGUCACUAUAUUGCAUUUUGACAGUCAUAUUUGAAUGUCUUGGCUAUGUCAGUAAGCCCACAAGUUACCAAGUCCUUCAGCUGCAUUACUGUUGACAUGAUGAUGGCAAGAUAUUGUAUGCAAUAUUUAGGAAGAUUUGAUUGAUUUGACUUGUUAGUGCUGAGUUUCGUUUCUGAGGUCCAAAAUGCUGGAUGAAAAAAAGAAACUAAUUUAGAAAUGAAUGUUUUGGGCCGUUAUUUUAUUUAAACAUAAUACAUUUGGCAGUGCCAGCUUCCAUUUCAGUGUUGCGCUUAACAGAGGAAUUUGGGAUUUUAAUACAAAUUUGUAAAGAGCAAAAAUAAUUGAUUUUAACUGAAUUUUUGUAAAUGCUUUAAAUGUGCAUUUAUUUCUUCAUAUAUUUUAAUACAAGUCAUAAGGAACAAACGUAUCUUUAAAUCUGAGAUGUUACUCAUACAGUACCUGCAGUUCAGUGUUCUAGAUUAGGUUCUCUGAUAAGACAUGAGAUAAGGUUGUUCUGUUGAUCUGAUCUGAUCUGACCUCAGUAGCCACUUUUAUCAGUUAUCAUCAGUUGCUCCGUUAUAAAAUGUCACAAAAACGAAGAUAUGUUUAUUUUGUAAUAAAUAGAUUUUUCAUAGAAAA
Messenger RNA from Carassius gibelio (silver crucian carp), 2379 nucleotides. RefSeq names its product protein DEK. The transcript is spliced from 11 exons. Gene Ontology annotation, biological process: chromatin organization; regulation of double-strand break repair. Gene Ontology annotation, cellular component: nucleus. The record is from RefSeq and is a predicted model, not a curated record. Bases 106 to 1473 code for a protein of 455 amino acids. Gene Ontology annotation, molecular function: DNA binding; histone binding. NCBI's taxonomy places the organism in Eukaryota, Metazoa, Chordata, Actinopteri, Cypriniformes, Cyprinidae.